Messenger RNA from Tribolium castaneum (red flour beetle), 948 nucleotides. RefSeq names its product Stem-loop binding protein (gene Slbp). The record is from RefSeq and is a predicted model, not a curated record. The transcript is spliced from 4 exons. Lineage: Eukaryota; Metazoa; Arthropoda; Insecta; Coleoptera; Tenebrionidae. Gene Ontology annotation, cellular component: histone pre-mRNA 3'end processing complex; cytoplasm. The coding region runs from base 133 to 852 and encodes 239 amino acids. Gene Ontology annotation, molecular function: histone pre-mRNA stem-loop binding; mRNA binding. Gene Ontology annotation, biological process: mRNA 3'-end processing by stem-loop binding and cleavage; mRNA transport.
UUCGUGGCACCCUGCUUGUCAUUACAGCGCGCGCAAAUGUAGGUUAAGUGAAGCAAAAUAUUUACUUCCUGCAAUCGGUUUUUAAGUUUCGAAAAGUGUACAAAGUGGCAAUUUUAAUUGAUAACAAGCACAAUGACGACCACACGGCGACUUUCAAUGAACACGUCGCUGAAAAACGCUCGGAUCUUCGACGACGACUCUAUGGACGACUUGAUCACCGAAAACAUCAAGGAAGACCUCGAGGAGCUUGCCUUCGAUCCCUUUGAAGGCCCAGAGCCCCCCAAAAUUACUCCGGAAGAAUUCAAGGGAAAAACCGAAAUUAAGCAAGAGCUUUUUGACGAAGACACGAACUUUCCAAUCACGACUCAAGCGCUUGAGAACUUCCACAUCAAGAAAGAGGUUCUGGAGGACCUGAGUUCCCCAGUGAAGACUGAGCCCUUCGAGAAUUCCGACUCCAAUUCUCGCAAGAGCUUUAAAAGUGCUAAGAUAACUUUAUUCAAAAAGCGGGACUCCCCCUACAAGUCGACGCGCGAGCGACUUGAGGCCUGCUCGAGCAAAGUCAGCAGUCUAAAUUUGGACGAAAAUGGAAAAACUCCACCAAGGAAAAAAUCCAAAAAGAUUGAGCUUGAAACUGACCCUGAGGUGUUACGGAGGAGACAAAAGCAAAUCGACUAUGGGAAAAACACAAUAGGCUAUGAUGAGUACACAAAGUUGGUUCCUAGACAACAGAGGAAAUCUGACGAUCCCCAAACACCAAACAAAUUUCUAAAGUACUCAAGGAGGGGCUGGGACGGCCUGAUCAAGCAGUGGCGACUUAAGCUACACAAGUAUGACCCCAACGAAGACGAUUAGUUGUAGGAAAGCGUAUUUUAUUAGUCCGUAAGCUCAAAAAUCCAUUUUAAGUUGGUUUUGAUCAGAAAAUCGAUGAAUAAAGUUCUAAGUUUUAAA